Melitaea cinxia (Glanville fritillary) is the source of this 3454-nucleotide messenger RNA. It is a transcript of the gene Ror, whose product is annotated as tyrosine-protein kinase transmembrane receptor Ror. Gene Ontology annotation, molecular function: transmembrane receptor protein tyrosine kinase activity; protein binding; ATP binding. Gene Ontology annotation, biological process: positive regulation of kinase activity; multicellular organism development; cell surface receptor protein tyrosine kinase signaling pathway. NCBI's taxonomy places the organism in Eukaryota, Metazoa, Arthropoda, Insecta, Lepidoptera, Nymphalidae. The transcript has 4 exons. Gene Ontology annotation, cellular component: signaling receptor complex; membrane. Bases 205 to 3159 code for a protein of 984 amino acids. The record is from RefSeq and is a predicted model, not a curated record.
UAUUCUUUGGUCAUGUCAUGAUCCAUUUAACGUUGAUAAAGUAAAUAACAUUAUUUCACAGCCAAGUUAUAGGUAGAAAUUCUAUUGUUGAGCCUAUAAAAAGAAUAAGAUAAGUAUUUGUUGAUUUGGCACUAAACAUGUAAUCUUAGAGCAUUUCAUUAUAAGAAAAGGUAUUUUUCAAAGGUGUUAUGGGAUAUACCAGUCAUGCAAUACUUUUGUAUAUUUAUUGUUUUUAUCGUCUUUCAUGAAAGUCAUUCAUCCAUUUUUAAUAAAACUGAUUCAAUUUCACUGCAUAAAUCAAGUGCGCCAGAACAGAAAGUAUGGAACAUAAAACUUGAUAUUUAUUUCGCUAAAACACUUCCUUCUGUUUUACAAAAGUUACUCGGCACCGAUGCUCGCUUUAAAUGUGAAGCGAUAAUGAAUUUUACUAAAGUUGAAAAAUUUACUAAAAACAGGGAGGGUGUAGAAACAUCUUUAAAAGAAUUUCCUCCAGACCAUAUUCAACAAACUUUAAUGAAAAAUGUUAAAGUAUAUUGGCUGAAAGAUAAUAAGGCAUUGUCAGAUAAUACAAGGACAAAAAUUCAAACUAAAAUUGAUAAAACCAAUGGAACUAUUGGUACAAAUCUUAGAUUAAAAAAUUUAACUAUGGAUGAUGCUGGAAUUUAUACUUGUGUUAUUAAACAAAAUUAUGAGAAAAAGUUAUCUACAAGGCUUACUAUUGAGAAAGAUAUUGAAAAGUUUGAUAAUAACAAUUUAUCAACUAAUUCAGCAGGAUUUCCAACUACAGGCAGUGAUAAUGAGAUAGUUGUGGAAAUUAGAACAACUCCCAAUUUAAUAUCUGAAGACAUGACAGCUGAAAUAAAUAAAACUAAAUCUAAUAAUGUUACUACUCCGAGAAAGUUAGAGCCGAUAUGUCAAGAAUAUAUAGGGAAUGUCUGUAGUUCUCAUUUGAAGGGACAGUUUGUCUAUAUUCCUUAUAACAUAUCGCAAAGUUCCCUUGAAAAUAAACUUAUGAAAGCUUUUCAAGUGACGAAAUAUUCAAAUGAUAUAAGUUCCAAUUGUGAAAACUUUGCUCUUCCCAGUCUUUGCUACUCCACUUUUCCAAUAUGUCGAAAUCCGAUUAUAACUAAUGAAAACUUUUUAAAAGAAGUGAAAAAAAUUAUAAUAAAAUCCUUGGCAAGCAAUAAACAACAAUUGGAAAACCCAGAAACUCAAGGUUUACCCAAAUCAGUUUAUGAUUCUGGAUCUGAUUACUUACCUUUACCGAUCAAUCUGAAAAAUGUUUCAGAAAAUAUAUUUAAUUAUCGCUAUAAUUCUACAAUACUGCGACGUGUGUGUAAACAAGAUUGUGAAAUAUUAGAAAAUGAACUUUGUCAAACUGAAUAUGCAAUUGCAAAAAGACAUCCCCAUAUUGGGCAACAAUUAACAUUAGAAGAAUGUCAGGACUUACCAGAGGACGAUCCAGAUUGUCUAAAAAUUGGUAUUGGUACACUAAUGGUUUCUGAUGAUGAAUGUUAUUGGGAAAAUGGAAGUGGAUAUCUAGGUAGGGUUAGUGUAGCAAGCACUGGUAUGCCGUGUAUUGAAUGGUCUAAGCAGCUGUAUCUAAAAGUUUCAGACUACCCCGAAUUAGCUGGUAGGCAUAGCUAUUGUAGAAACCCUGGUGGAAUAAAAACUCAGCCCUGGUGUUUUGUAGAUAAUGAUGGAAAAACAGACCAGUUAUGUGAUAUUCCAAAAUGUGCUCACAAAAUCUGGAUUUACAUUGUUGUGAUAUUCUUUAUUUUGUUGCUGUUAGUUGUUGGGUUCAUAGUUUGUCUCUUUUAUAGACACAAAAAUAAAGGUAAUGCUGCUACAAUUAGAGAUAUCAAUCUUCCCAAUGCUGAUAAAAAUAUAUAUGGAAAUUCAAGAUUGAAUUCACCUAUAGAAAUGAAUGAGCUAUUAACAAAUCAAAACAGUGGCAGUCAGCCACAUUUGACUACUUCAACUCGUGGAAAUGGUAUUCUAAGAAUUCCCCAAUACUCAUUAUCUCAGAUCAAAUUUUUGGAAGAGUUAGGUGAAGGUGCCUUUGGCAAAGUGUAUAAGGGAGCAUUAAAAAAGAAUGGUGAAACUCAAUAUGUUGCUGUUAAAGCUUUAAAAGAAAAUGCAUCAGCUAAAACAAAAGCUGAUUUUAGGAGGGAAAUAGAUUUGAUAUCAGAAUUAACACAUGAAAAUAUAGUAUGCAUUGUAGGCGUAGCUCUCAGAGAAGAACCAUUGUGUAUGCUGUUUGAGUUUAUGGCCCGCGGUGACCUGCAUGAGUUUUUAAUGGGUCGUGCUCCACCUUCAGGCAAGGGCUUGCCUUCAAUGAGAUUACUAAACAUAGCUUAUAAUAUUGCAUCUGGUAUGCAAUAUCUUGCCUCACAUCAUUAUGUGCACAGAGAUUUAGCAGCUAGAAAUUGUCUUGUAUCUGAUGAUUUUGUAGUAAAAAUAUCUGAUUUUGGACUAUCACGAGAUAUUUAUAGCUCAGAUUAUUAUAGAGUUCAAUCAAAAAGUCUACUACCUGUAAGAUGGAUGCCUCCUGAAUCAAUACUUUACGGUAAAUUUACAACAGAAAGUGAUAUUUGGUCAUAUGGAGUUGUAUUAUGGGAAAUUUAUAGUUAUGGCUUGCAACCUUACUACGGAUACAGCAAUCAAGAGGUUAUAUCUAUGGUGCGUGCUGGUGAGCUUCUUGCUGCACCAUCAGGAUGCCCGACAGCCAUGUAUGCUUUGAUGAUGGAAUGCUGGAAACACACACCCCAGAGGCGGCCUAAUUUUGAAGAAAUUGUUAUUAGAUUGCAGGAAUGGAUUGAAAUCGGUGGGUGUCCAGACGCCGCCCUGUCGGAGUCAGGCAGCUGUGCACACAGGCCCACCACAUCCAGUAGAGAGUUACAAGAGCGGGUUCCGCUCCUGCAACCGCACUGUUCCUCCUCAAAUGGCUCCCUUGCUACCGGUAGUCUGAAAAAAUUUAGUGCAGCUAGUUCCAGUUCCAAGGUAACUGAUGAUAAUUUUUCCACACGCAGUGAGGUACCGCCCCUCGCACCCAAAACCAAGAAGUACAGUUCGGGCUCACUCAUCGACACAGAUAAAAUCGGUACCAAGGACACCGUUGUUAGAAUACCUAACAAUCAUUACGGCAACGAAAUAUAGCCCACGCUCAUUAGAUAUUUAAUAAGCAUUAUGAUAAUUAAUAAGCAUUUGUUAAGCUUAAAGUUUGCUCUACUCAGUGAGUUUUAAUAUAGUUCUAAGUAAAUUAUUAGCACUGUUUAGAAUAAGUAAAUCCUUAAUAGUUAUUGUUGGCUAUGCACACUCCGCCUUAUUAUUUAUUGAAAGACAGCACAUUUUAUUUAUUAGCAGAAAUAUCAGUGUUAUUUUAAUGAUAAGCUCAAGAGUGUUUGGAAAGUUGUAAAUAUUUGCUAAGUAUUAAAAAGCUAAAAUUUUGAAA